Molecule: messenger RNA, 1781 nt
Organism: Pistacia vera
Lineage: Eukaryota; Viridiplantae; Streptophyta; Magnoliopsida; Sapindales; Anacardiaceae
Exons: 3
Coding region: 274-1437 (387 amino acids)
Cellular component (GO): intracellular membrane-bounded organelle
Source: RefSeq, a predicted model, not a curated record
AUUAUAUUAUUGUGUUGAUAAUGGAUGUCGAAUUGACAUUAACGAGAAAAUGAAUACCCGUUCACCUAAAUUUGGGAUUCGACGAUGGCCCAAAUUGGUUUCGUCGUUCCAAAAGUCCUUCCAUAUGAAAUGAAAGCUCAAACCACAAAAUAGAAGCUUUCUCCGAUGAUUCAAAUUUCCUUUUUCUUUUUCUUCUUCCUGUUAUCUCAAAGCUAAUACGAAUCUUGGUAUUUGCAAUCGAGUUUGUGCGGCUUGUGAAUAUAAUCUGUCAGAAUGUCAAAACAAUCGAAACCAAUCAUCCAAGGUCUGCUCAGACUCCAUUUCCGUAACCAUCCUCAAGUCAACAAGUCAAAACCCUCCUUCGCUAAUGCUUCUUCUUAUCUCUCAUCUGCAUUUCGUCACCAUUUCCCAUCAAAUGCCUCCUCAAAUUUCACAACUUUAACCUCUCAUAUCCACUCUAACCUUCCUGCAAAACCCACCUCUUCAAAUCUCGGUUUAUCCCACAUUCUAUCACCUUCGCAAAAACACCACUCUCUUAACACAAGCUUACACCCUUUUAGACCCAAUCACAAACUUUCAUCUGGGUUCAGGUUCUAUUCCUUUAAAGCCUCACAAUUCGGUCAAAAAGUUGAUGGCAAUUUUGCAAAAAAGGUUUUUGAGAAGCCGGCCGCAGCGGUUUCCUUUGCCUUUUCAAGGUACCGUGAGGCUAUUGGGUUGCAAAUUGAUGCGUUUUUCAAGAGGAACUAUUUGUUUUUAUUUGCCGCUGGAGGUGUUAUAUUAUGUGCUUUGCUUUGGAGGAUUAUGUUUGGGAUCGCAAGCACUUUUGUUGGGAUAUCAGAAGGCAUGGCUAAGUAUGGGUUCCUUGCGCUUUCUUCUGCUAUUGUAGCUUUUGCAGGCCUCUAUGUCCGCUCAAGAUUCACAAUCAAUCCUGAUAAAGUUUAUAGAAUUGCUAUGAGGAGGCUUAACACAUCUGCUGGGAUCCUAGAAGUUAUGGGUGCACCUCUUUCAGGAACAGAUUUAAGAGCAUAUGUGAUGUCAGGAGGUGGGAUUAUAGUGAAGAACUUCAAGCCAAGAUUGAGGAGCAAGCGUUGUUUUCUCAUUUUCCCAAUACGAGGAUCUGAAAGAAAGGGUUUAGUCAGUGUUGAAGUCAAGAAGAAAAAAGGACAGUAUGAUAUGAAGCUGUUGGCAGUUGACAUCCCCAUGGCAUCAGGACCAGACCAGCGAUUAUUCCUGAUUGGAGAUGAAGAAGAGUAUAAGGUUGGUGGUGGAUUGAUCUCGGAACUAAGAGAUCCAGUAGUGAAAGCAAUGGCAGCAACCAAAGAAUUUGAUGAUCUUGACAGAAUUGAGGAAGAGGAGGAUGAGGAAAGAGAACUUCAGGAGGCAGAAAGAAAGCACCGUGAAGAAAUUGAAAAGGUUGAAAAAGUCGGCACUCAGUGAUUGUUUCUGUUUCCAUUUUGUUUCACAGGAGAAUUUUCAAGGUUGGCUGAGGCUUUGACAAUCUCAGAUAAAUGACUUUGCAUAUAGAAGCGCUUUCCAUCUGCAUCAGAGUAGUUUUGCAAUCUUGUUAAUGACCAUCUUCGGAUAUUUUAACUUUUCAGUGUAAAAGUGGAGAGAAAUAAAAGCUUACAAUCGAGGCAUUGUUCACGAUGACAAACCAUAAAUGCUGUCAGCCACUUGCUUCAGAUAAGUUUGGCUGCAUAUGGAAAAUCCUUCAUGUAUCAAUCAUAAUAACUUUGAUUAACAUCUAAAUCCCAUUUAUGUGCUCAGUUGAAUUCUUUAUA